Molecule: messenger RNA, 616 nt
Organism: Acyrthosiphon pisum (pea aphid)
Lineage: Eukaryota; Metazoa; Arthropoda; Insecta; Hemiptera; Aphididae
Exons: 3
Coding region: 133-561 (142 amino acids)
Source: RefSeq, a predicted model, not a curated record
UUUUUACAGGUUAUACAACAAAAUUAUUUGCAAAACUCUUGAAAAAUUGUUAACCGUAUCAGAAUAAUUCAUUACAUUUAUUAAAAUCAUUAAAGCAGUAGCACACUAGCAUAAUAUAUCUACUUCGGUAAUAUGGAGUAUCAGAAAGAUACAACUCAUGUAAUAAUUCAAUUUAAUAAAGAAACCAAACAAGGGAAAGCAAGCAUUGAUCUGGUACCAAUAUCUUGGACCUACAUUGAAAACAACACUUUAUAUUGUAAAUACCCAACAAAAGAAAAUUACCAUAAGAUUGAUAUAAUGAGUAAAGUUUCAUCGGCUCAUGAAACUUCAUGGAAAGGAUAUAAAAUUCAUGUAAUCAAAGAAGUUGGAAAUUAUGAACAAGGGGUUAGAAGAAUGAAUAGAGCAUUCUCAAACACAGUUAUCCAUAGUAGCAAUGCCGAGGAGAAAUAUAGUUCUGAAGAAGGUGAUGAUAUUGUUGAUUUAAGUGGAAAUGAGCUGAAAAAAUGUCUUAAAGAUAUUCCUUCCUAUGAUAUUGCAGAAAAAAAAAAUAAUGGUAACUGACCUUUCAAUUAUGAAUGACAUAAAUAACUAAUUUAUAUUUCAAUAAUUAUGUUAA